This is a messenger RNA of Talpa occidentalis (Iberian mole), 880 nucleotides long. It is a transcript of the gene CLEC4E, whose product is annotated as C-type lectin domain family 4 member E. The transcript has 6 exons. NCBI's taxonomy places the organism in Eukaryota, Metazoa, Chordata, Mammalia, Eulipotyphla, Talpidae. The record is from RefSeq and is a predicted model, not a curated record. The coding region runs from base 126 to 782 and encodes 218 amino acids.
UAAAAUGAAGAUAAAGAUUUCAUCCUUCAAGUCUCACUCUCCUUAAAUCUUACUAACAAAAUACUCCAGGACUCAAACUGAGGUGGGAGACACAGAGGGUGGAAGAAGAGAAAGGAAGAGAAAGAAUGAAUUCAUGCAAAUCGUCUCCAUCGCAAUGCACAGAAAGACUAUUCUCCUCCCAAAUGUUCUUGUGGACUGUUUCCGGGGCUGCCAUACUACUACUCAGUGCCUGUUUUAUCACCAGAUGUGUUGUGACAUAUCGCAUCUUUCAAUGUUGCAAUGAGAAAGAAUUCCAGCCACGUGAUGACUUGAUGGGACUCUCCUGCUACAAUGAUGGGUCAGGUUCAGUCAAGAAUUGCUGUCCACUGAAUUGGGUCUAUUUUCACUCCAGCUGCUACUUCUUUUCUACAAACACAUUGACCUGGACAUUAAGUGUAAAAAACUGCUCAGACAUGGGAGCUCAUCUGGUGAUUAUCAACACCCAGGAGGAGCAGGAAUUCCUUUUCCAUACAAAACCUAAAGGAAAAGAGUUUUAUAUUGGAUUGACAGACAGGAUUGUUGAGAGUCAAUGGAAAUGGGUAGAUGGCACACAUCUCAACCAGUUUCUCAGCUUCUGGGAUGCAGGGGAGCCUAACAACAUAGCUACAGUUGAGGACUGCGUCACCAUAAGAGACUCUUCAAACCCAAGGAAAAAUUGGAAUGAUGUGCCCUGUUUCUUCAAUAUGUUUCGGAUUUGUGAAAUGCCACAAGCAAAUAUUCUGAAUCAAGAAAAAUCUCUUUGACGAGAAGGCACAAAUAAAUGAAGAGGAAUAAAAGCAAGAAUAUGGCUACAGCCCCAACAGGAGGAAAGUGUGCAUUGCACUUCAUGAGAACUCCAUAU